GCACAUUUUUAUUUUUGGCAGUCUUGUAUUUUCGACUUUUGUGUGGCACAUUUAAAUUGAAUUUUUAAUGAAGUAUUGUUUUCCUCCGUCUGUUAACUUUCAAAUGUUACUUUUAUAGUGGCUUACUAUAUUUAUAAAUAAACAUUUUAUUGGAAACGGAACAUUAUUUUUGACGAACCCUUAGACCCACCAUGCUACAGUAUUUUAAUUUUGGUCAUGGUGACUGUACUUGGAGAGACAGGUUUUUUUUUGGGGGGGGGGUGUUUGUUUUUUGCUUUUACUUUGUGUAAAAAGUUUUUUUUAAUUAUUAUUUCGUUAUACUGUUUUGCAUUGGUAAAUCAGCUUCCUUUUGAGGAAAUUAACCACGUUGUACAAAGCCUUUUUGCUAACUUUCUCAGUUUCUCUCCCCUGAGUUAAGAGCUAGCUUUUCAGUAGACAUAAAAAAACAUCUUUCGACAGGCAAUCCAGUUUUGAGUGCUGAAACCCUGACGUCAUAAACGUUACCUUCUCCUCCUUUGUGACGUCAUGACGCAAAACUUGGUGGAAACGGAAAAUAGUCACUGAUGUAGAUUGUUUAUACGACGUGCCGACUGCGACACGAGGCUGGGAAGGUCGAAGUCAGCGUAUUCACUGCUUGUGUGCGGCAGUAAACCAAGAAAAGACCAACGAUGCCGGUACAUUGUCUUGCAUCCAGUCGCAUAAAUUGGAGCACAAUUACGACAAGGGAACACCGUCUUCGUCUGAAAAAUGGACGGAGAGGAGGACGAGUUCAUGUCUGGGAGCCACUCCGACGACGGAGGCGGAACUCCAGUCCAGGAUGAGCAUCUGGCAUCAGACGGCGAGGACAUGAGCAGCAACAAGCAUCAUUCUGAGACGCAAUGUCAUCGUUUGGGGCAUCAGGAUGAGGGCAGCAACGAGGAGUACGCAUCCUACAACAAACGGCGAGACGACAGCGACUCCGACAACGACGCCAGACGAGACGCUGAUAGUGACUCGGAGGCGGAAGCGGCCGUUCGCCGGAGCGACUCCGAUGAGGAACCUCCGAGGCCUGCCGUCAGUGACGACGAUGACUCGGUGGCUAAACACAGGGUGAGCGCCUCAGCGGACGAGGACGAGGCACCAAUCGAACACGCCGCCUCGAACAAUGAGGAGCCCGAGGCGUCCUCCGCCCGGCGUAGAGGGAGCGACUCAGAGAGGGAGGAGGACGGAGGCCGAGCGGCGGCAGGGAGCGACUCUGACAACGAGGACGUCAAAGCCAAAUCCCCCGUUGACAGCGAAUCUGACGCGGAGACGCCGGUCAGACGCGAGGCGGCGGCCUCACCCGACUCCGGCGACGAGUCGGACACGCGGCUGCGGGGGAGCGACGAGCGGCCGGUAGGCGAGCGGAAGGCUGUCGUGCGGUCAGACAGCGAGGACGACCACGGCGAGGGGAGGAAGGAUGCCGACGAUGUUCCAGGAAGUGACAGAGACGCACAAGAGGCGCCGAAAAACUCAGACAACAGUGACGAUGACGACGAGCUGCCAGUGAAGAGGAAGAAAGCCGUCGUCUCAGACAGCGACGAAGACCAGGAGGCGGCCAAACCGGCCGUCAAGAGGAGUCGUGCGGUUUCCGACGACGACUCGGACAGUGACGCCGAGUCGGGCGGGAUCGACAAGAGCAUGGCGGCCAAGCUCCGAGAGCUCGGCUCGGACAGCGGCAGCGACGACGACGACGGCGGGCGCGCCCGGUCCGUGGCCGAGGACAAAGACGAGAAAGCGCUCUUUGGGAGCGACAGCGACGACGACGACAACCAGGAGGAGAAAAUGAUCGCAGACAUCUUUGGGGAGUCUGGAGACGAGGAUGAGGAGGAGUUCACGGGCUUCAACCAGGAGGACCUGGAGGGCGAAAAGGAGAAGGCCAAGGAGAAGCAGCAGGAAAUGGACGACUCGGACUCUGACGAGGGCGUUCACCGUAGGGGCCAAGACACCAGCUUCAUGUCCGACUUCGACAUCAUGCUGGCUCGCAAGAAGGCCAUGAGCGGCAAGCGGCGGCGCCACCGAGACGGCGGAACGUUUAUCAGCGACGCCGACGACGUGGUUAGCGCCAUGGUCACCAAGAUGAACGAGGCCGCCGAGGAGGACCGAACACUGAACAGUGCCAAGAAACCAGCGCUGAAGAAGCUGACUCUGCUGCCUCAAGUGGUCAUGCACCUGAAAAAGCAGGACCUGAAGGAAACGUUCAUCGACAGCGGCGUCAUGUCGGCCAUCAAGGAGUGGAUCAGCCCGCUUCCCGACAAAUCGCUCCCAGCGCUUCGCAUCCGAGAGGAGCUGCUCAGGAUCCUCCAGGAACUGCCGAGCGUGUGUCAGGAGACGCUGAAGCACAGCGGCAUCGGCCGCGCCGUCAUGUUCCUGUACAAGCACCCCAAAGAGUCGCGAUCCAACAAAGACCUAGCCCUCAAGCUCAUCAACGAGUGGUCACGGCCCAUCUUCGGCCUGACAUCCAACUACAAGGGAAUGACGCGAGAGGAGCGGCAGCAGCGGGACCUGGACCAGCAGAUGCCUCAGCGCAGACGAUUAAGUUCCGCAGGGCAGACUCCCCGUAGGGACCUGGAGAAACAGCUGACUGGAGAAGAGAAAGCACUGCGACCGGGCGACCCGGGUUUCUGCGCCAGGGCCCGAGUCCCCAUGCCCUCCAACAAAGACUACGUCGUGCGACCCAAAUGGAACGUGGAGAUGGAGUCCAGCAGGGGUCCCGUGAAAAAAGGCAUGUCCCGGGUGGACAAGCAGAUGCGUCGCUUCGCAGACAUCCGCCGCCUCACCAAGACGGGACACGCCGUGAAAAUCAGUGUGGAGGGAAACCGCAUGCCGCUAUAGGAUGGUUUUGCUUUUCUUUGCAUUUUUUUUUUCUCGUUUGUUUGUUUGGUUUGUUGGUUGGUUGGUUCAGUGGGACACAAAAGAGAGGUCUUACUCUGUUCCUGUUUUUAAAUGCUCCCCACGAAGCCCAAUCCGCUCUGUUGA
Syngnathoides biaculeatus (alligator pipefish) is the source of this 2997-nucleotide messenger RNA. Its product is annotated as protein IWS1 homolog. The record is from RefSeq and is a predicted model, not a curated record. Bases 748 to 2853 code for a protein of 701 amino acids. The transcript has 16 exons. Gene Ontology annotation, biological process: poly(A)+ mRNA export from nucleus. NCBI's taxonomy places the organism in Eukaryota, Metazoa, Chordata, Actinopteri, Syngnathiformes, Syngnathidae. Gene Ontology annotation, cellular component: nucleus.